AGCAGAGUGCUGAUGUCAACGGGCCGGCCAAUCAGAAGAGCUGCGACGGAGAAGAGCGGCACGAGACGAUGACGGGGGCGAAUGAGUUCAAGUUGACCCAGGGUCCAGAGGACAGCAUCUCUGCUGUGAAGUUCAGUCCCACAUCACCUCAGUUUCUGCUGGUGUCAUCAUGGGACUGUACGGUUCGUCUGUAUGACGUCAGCGCUAACAGCAUGAGGAUGAAAUAUCAACACCUCGCUCCUGUGCUGGACUGCGCCUUCUACGAUCCGGGUCGCGCGUGGAGCGGCGGUCUGGACAACCAGCUGAAGACUCAUGAUUUAAACACAGAUCAAGACACGAUCGUCGGGACUCACGACGCUCCGAUUCGCUGUGUGGAAUAUUGUCCGGAGGUGAACGUCAUGGUGACGGGCAGCUGGGAUAUGUCCGUGAGACUGUGGGACCCCAGAACCCCCUGUAACGCCGGAACGUUCACCCAGCCGGAGAAGGUGUACACGCUGUCUGUGGCCGGGGAUCGUCUCAUCGUUGGAACGGCGGGACGGCGUGUGCUGGUGUGGGAUUUGAGGAACAUGGGAUACGUGCAACAGAGACGAGAAUCCAGCCUGAAAUAUCAGACGCGCAGUAUACGAGCUUUUCCAAACAAACAGGGUUACGUGUUGAGCUCUAUUGAGGGCAGAGUUGCGGUGGAGUAUCUGGACCCGAGUCUGGAGGUGCAGAAGAAGAAAUACGCUUUCAAAUGUCACCGACUGAAGGAGAACGGCAUCGAGCAGGUUUACCCUGUCAACGCCAUCUCCUUCCACAGCAUCCACAACACAUUCGCCACAGGGGGUUCUGAUGGCUUCGUGAACAUCUGGGAUCCGUUCAAUAAGAAGCGUUUGUGUCAGUUCCACCGGUACCCCACCAGCAUCGCGUCUCUGGCGUUCAGUGUGGACGGUUCUCUGCUGGCCAUCGCUUCAUCAUACAUGCAGGAACAGGGGGAUAUUUCACACCCCGCCGAUGCCGUUUACAUCCGUCAGGUCACAGACGCAGAGACCAAACCCAAGUGA
Molecule: messenger RNA, 1043 nt
Organism: Triplophysa rosa
Lineage: Eukaryota; Metazoa; Chordata; Actinopteri; Cypriniformes; Nemacheilidae
Gene: bub3
Product: BUB3 mitotic checkpoint protein
Exons: 7
Coding region: 69-1043 (324 amino acids)
Biological process (GO): mitotic spindle assembly checkpoint signaling
Cellular component (GO): bub1-bub3 complex; kinetochore; mitotic checkpoint complex
Molecular function (GO): ubiquitin binding
Source: RefSeq, a predicted model, not a curated record